AAUAUUAGACGGUAAAAUAUUUAAACAACACAAAUUAUUUAUAUCUUUAUAUUAAAAAAAUGCAUAAUGCCACGUUCAAUGUUAUAUGGAACUCUUUUUAAAGUUUGCAGACAGUUUCAUAAAAUGAGUAUUCCCGCAACAAAACCAUUCACUGUAUUCGUAGAAGGCAAUAUUGGCAGUGGUAAAACAACAUUCCUAGAACAUUUUAGACGAUUCGAAGAUAUCACGUUAUUGACGGAACCUGUUGAAGAAUGGCGAAAUCUUCGUGGAUGGAAUCUAUUGGACCUCAUGUACAAGGAUCCAGCAAAAUGGGCAAUGACUUUUCAAGCGUACGUCUCACUUACUAUGUUGGAAAUGCAUCGCAGAACGACUACUACGCCGGUGAAACUAAUGGAGCGCUCAAUAUACAGCGCUCGAUACUGCUUUGUAGAACACAUGAUGAAAUCAGGUGUCAUGCACCCUGCUCAGUUUGCAGUUCUUGAUGAAUGGUUCAGGUUUAUCCACCAACAGAUACCUAUUGAUGCAGAUCUUAUUGUGUACCUAAAAACAAGCCCCAGUGUUGUGUAUGAUAGGAUAAAGAAGAGAGCCCGCUCUGAGGAGCAGUGUGUCCCGCUGUCUUAUAUAGAAGAGUUGCACAAGCUGCAUGAAGACUGGUUGAUCAACAGGGUGCAUGCUGAGUGUCCCGCUCCUGUGCUUGUAAUAGAUGCAGAUCUGGAUUUAUCUCAAAUAACCGAGGAGUAUAAGAAAAGUGAACACAGAAUCCUGAGACAAGCGGUUGAUGUUGUGAUGAACUCACCAAACAAACUUAGCCCUAAGAAACCUAUCACAGGCUCUCCUAUAUCUAUUGUACCAAAGAUAAGACUUUAACACUUUGAUUUUAUAGAAAAUUAUCGUAAUUAAUUCUAAAAUAUAGUAAUGUCUAUUUUUGCACUGAGAUCUUAAAGAUUAGAAUGUUCUUCAUCACAAUUUAAAGACAUCAAAAAAGGAUUUUAAAAAUAGUAUAUAUGUAUUUUGUAGAUACUGAUUUAAA
This is a messenger RNA of Papilio machaon (common yellow swallowtail), 1030 nucleotides long. Its product is annotated as deoxynucleoside kinase. Gene Ontology annotation, biological process: nucleobase-containing compound metabolic process. The transcript has 5 exons. Gene Ontology annotation, cellular component: cytoplasm; mitochondrion. The record is from RefSeq and is a predicted model, not a curated record. Gene Ontology annotation, molecular function: ATP binding; deoxynucleoside kinase activity. The coding region runs from base 67 to 867 and encodes 266 amino acids. NCBI's taxonomy places the organism in Eukaryota, Metazoa, Arthropoda, Insecta, Lepidoptera, Papilionidae.